GCCUUUUGCUAUUUGUCCGUAGCAGCGGUCAACUUUCACCUGAAUUACAAAACAAUAACUUCAGACCAGAAGUUUAAAAUGCUGUAGCUGCGCUGCUGCGUGGAUCGAAGCGAGGCCGUUUGGGGUGAACACACUUAACGACCGACUGAGCGGAGCGAUAGGACCAAAAUGGCAACCCCCUAUGUUACAGAUGAAUCUGGUAAAUACAUCGCUGCGACUCAGCGACCUGACGGGACCUGGAGGAAGCCGAGGCGUGUGAAGGACGGUUACGUGCCCCAGGAGGAGGUCCCUGUGUACGAAAACAAAUAUGUGAAGUUUUUCAAAAGCAAACCAGACCUGCCCCCUGGCCUGAACCCAUCAGACGCUGCCCCCCCACAGCAGCAGAAGGUCCCUGGGAAUGACAGCGAGACGGCGGCGGGCCUCUCAAAGUCGGCCAAACGCAACAUGAAGCGUAAAGAGAAGCGAAAGCAGCAGCAGCAGGAGGACCAGGACGGCGAUGCAGAGGUGGAGACGGUGAGCAGCGCUGUGGACAACAUGUCCAUCUCAGACAGAGACAAGACCGAGGGCCCGUCCUCCAUCUCGUCUCCUGAGGACACCUCAGCAGCGGCGGCUGAGAAGGCCAAGAAGAUCAAGAACGUGAAAAAGAAGCUGCGGCAGGUGGAGGAGCUGCAGCAGAAAGUGGACUCGGGGGAAAUAAAGCAGCCGACGAAGGAUCAGCUGGAAAAGUUGUUCCGAGCCGAAGCUUUACGAGACGAGCUGGAGCAGCUGGAGAGGGACUGAGGAGUCGGACUGAACAUGCAAUUCAUGGACAGGAAAAGACAUUUGCAGCGAGGAGAUCAUGGUUUCCAUAAAUAUUCCACCACACUGACACUCAGUACGAACAAUGGAAGCAAGCAGCCCUAAUUAAGGACAGGAUGUUUGUGUGGGAGCCGUUACAUCCACUGCAGAUAAACUUUACUUUUUAAGACGUCUUCGUGUGUCUGCAGACACAUCAGCCAAGCCCGUGGUUAUAAAUAUCCUUUUCACUGGUCAUUGUGACUCGUUCUGAGUACGUUCUUAACGUUAAUAAUGUCAACAGGUAGAAAAACAAAGUGUUUUCAGUUGGACUCGUUCUAGUUUCUCCAUUUUGACCUUUCUGUUUUUGAAACAAACAGUUUGUCUGUGAUGGGACGGCCUUUGGUCGUUACACUAAUGUCAAGUCUCCAUUCAUUAAAACUGAAGAUGAUUUAAGGGUUUUUCUCUUCCUUAUAAGUUUUGAACU
Molecule: messenger RNA, 1261 nt
Organism: Nematolebias whitei (Rio pearlfish)
Lineage: Eukaryota; Metazoa; Chordata; Actinopteri; Cyprinodontiformes; Rivulidae
Gene: pym1
Product: PYM homolog 1, exon junction complex associated factor
Exons: 3
Coding region: 169-780 (203 amino acids)
Biological process (GO): exon-exon junction complex disassembly
Cellular component (GO): exon-exon junction complex; cytoplasm
Molecular function (GO): RNA binding
Source: RefSeq, a predicted model, not a curated record